AUGACAUACAGUCUCCAGAAAAGUGCAAAUUCCAUAUUGGAAGAGACUGGUGAAAUUCGAGAGGGUAUAAGGCUUCUCACCGAAGACGCUGUGCUCAAGGAGGUGCCCAAAGUCGACUACGUCGCGUUCAAUACUGAUAAUAUGAAGAGAAACCCCCCUUCAUACUGCCACGGAGAUACUAGAAAAGAGAUUCUUAGUACAAUUCGGCAAUGGGGAGAGGGCGGUGAUGAUAAGUGCAUAUUUUGGCUUAGGGGCAUGGCAGGCACCGGCAAGUCUACCAUUGCUCGCACUGUGGCUAGAAUGUUUGAUCACGAGCGACGGCUUGGUGCUAGCUUUUUCUUCGUGAGAGGCUAUGCAGGCCGAGCAGAGCCGAGCAAGUUAUUCCCAACUAUUGCCUAUCAGUUGGUUCGUGCGCUUCCCGGCUUUCGCUAG
Aspergillus affinis is the source of this 432-nucleotide messenger RNA. RefSeq lists its product as uncharacterized. Bases 1 to 432 code for a protein of 143 amino acids. NCBI's taxonomy places the organism in Eukaryota, Fungi, Ascomycota, Eurotiomycetes, Eurotiales, Aspergillaceae. The record is from RefSeq and is a predicted model, not a curated record. The transcript is spliced from 2 exons.